Biomphalaria glabrata is the source of this 3236-nucleotide messenger RNA. RefSeq names its product corticotropin-releasing factor receptor 2-like. Gene Ontology annotation, biological process: adenylate cyclase-modulating G protein-coupled receptor signaling pathway; cell surface receptor signaling pathway. The coding region runs from base 738 to 2111 and encodes 457 amino acids. The transcript has 16 exons. Lineage: Eukaryota; Metazoa; Mollusca; Gastropoda; Planorbidae. The record is from RefSeq and is a predicted model, not a curated record. Gene Ontology annotation, molecular function: peptide hormone binding; G protein-coupled peptide receptor activity. Gene Ontology annotation, cellular component: plasma membrane.
UCUGGCCGACCAGGUCUGGAGAGUGUAUUUGAGAAAUGGGCAGGGGGAGAUAAGGAGAUGACACAAAACUACAAAUCGGUUUAAAGCGAGAGUCUGUUGAUUUGUACAAUUGGACGGCGGUGUAUGUAAACAACAGGCAGUUGGUCUAUAGUGCCAGGCUCAACGAUAGUACUGCUGCACAGAUAAGUGAACAGUAUUUAGGGCUCUCUUUGGUAUUCCACGCUUUUGUGCAUUGACUUAGUGACCUUGUAUGUUUCUCUAUUGAAGCCAUUCACUAACUAAUGUACACAUGGAUCUGGUUAGAGAAGAGAGAGAGAGUAGCGCUUCUAAAACUGUGGAGCUCCCGUCAUGCUUAGUAGGGGUACAAGGAGUCGCUUAACAUCCGCAGGCUAUAUUGAUCCAGACAAGACAAAUACUAUUCCUUGAAAUGUCAACAGCGACACUUACUUCUGUGUAGUGACAUAUUGGCAUAGUGGCAUAACAAUUCAGCCCUUGAGAGGCUUGACAGAUCAACAUUUGAACUAGUGCCAUGGAUCUGGACCUAGCUGGACUUUGAAUGACCUGACAGAUAAUCUCUUGGAGCUAAUUCUGAGUGACAUUUGGACAAGAGGCCCUGAUAGACUCCCUUCGAAGGACACACACAAAAAAAGGGCGACGCGAACUCUCUCUAUUGUCCAUCCUGUGACGGGUGAAGGUUGGAUGUGUUGGAGUGGAGGCAGGUGGCGCCCCACAACAGCAUGGGUCAAAUCAAGUCCCAUUUACAGCUGCCCAAGAAUGAGGAAGAGGAGCUUGAGGCAGGCGCCCUCGACAUCGACGAACUCUAUCGAAAGACUUUCGACGCGUGCAUAGCGAAGUGGAAAGAUGUGACGUUUUAUAAGGAGCCAGACGUCCUCUACUGCAACUCAACAUCCGACACAUUCACAUGCUGGCCGGCGACAAGUGCCGGGGCUGUGGCCCAGGAGCGGUGCCCUGAACAUAGUGUCGUGGAUCAAACUGCUAAUGUCACCAAGUUAUGCAGAGAUAAUGGAACCUGGGAGACUGCUAACUACUCGGCCUGCAUGCCUAACACCACUCAUUCAAUGGAAACUCAUAAGACAUCAACAUCACCGGAAGCCUGGAUUCUCUAUGACAUCGGCUUCACUAUAACGACCAUAGCACUUCUCGUGGCCUUGACCAUAUUUCUGAAUUUCAAAAGUCUCAGGUGUCUUCGGAAUAUAAUUCAUUGUAACCUGAUGGUAGCCCUUUUGGUGACCAAUGUGAAAUGGCUGAUCCUGAGACUCGCAUCUUUCAGUUUGGCUUCUGCUCCACCGGUGCUGUGUAAAAUUUUGGUGACAAUUUUGACCUACUUUCAUAGCGCCAUCUUCUUUUGGAUGUUUGUGGAAGGUCUGUAUUUAUUCACUAUUGUUAUCUGGGCUUACUCAGUGCACAAGAUACGCCUCUGGCAUUACAUCCUAAUUGGAUGGGGUAUCCCCUUUGUUUUUGUUAUUAUCUGGGUUUGUGUCAGAUCUCAAUACAAGGACAUGCUAUGUUGGCUCCCAGAGGAUGGAACCAACUACGUUGACUAUAUCAUACAUGUACCGGCUCUAACAGUUCUCGGGAUCAACGUCUUCUUCAUAACGGUCAUCAUCUGGACACUGGUGACUAAACUUAGGGCCUCCAAUACUAUUGAGACACGCCAGUCCAGGAAAGCCCUAAAAGCCAUCGUUGUGUUACUGCCCUUGCUAGGCGUGACCUACAUUCUACUACUAGUGCCCCCCGUUCGUCACGAGACUCUGGAACGCAUCUACUACGUCCUGUCUGUGACCUUGCAAUCCCUCCAGGGUUUGUUUGUGGCCAUCUUUUAUUGUUUUUUAAACGGCGAGGUCCAGACUGUAUUACGUCAGAAGUUCAGUGCGCUUCAAGACAGCCGAACUUUUGGCAGAUACACCAUGUCCUCGUUCUUCACCGCUAGGAGGCGCUCCAGCUGCUACGCCAUGACAUCCACCACGUGCAACGGAAAGGCAGGGAGCCCCAAGCAAUCCGUGGUCUCGAAAUAUUCCAGAGCAGGGGAAGGAGACAAAGAGGCGAUGGAAACGGAAGCCAGUGCUGCCAUGAUGGACAACGUGUUGUAAAUAGUUCAGUGGUUGGACUGUAUUGACAAUGUCUCACGGUACUAGAGUAAGACAUAUAGGACUGGUACUUUUUUUAGGAUGAACGUUUUGCUGAAGAUAAGACAAGAAAAUAAACCCUAGGAAACGUUUGCCAUAAAAGCGCUAAAAUACGACUAAUAAGCCAUUACUAAAUUAGUGUACUAAUAUUUGUAUUCUACAAAGAUUGAUUAACCAACAGAAGUUUACGCAUGAAAAAAAAAGACUUUUAGUGAACACAAAAUUACAAUAGCCAACUAAUCGACAAGUUUUAUUAAACAUAUUUUGAAAUUCUAAGUGCUGCUAAUCGUUCUGGUCUUUGUAUUGGACUUACAUGUGACUUGUCCUCGAGUCUGAAGACCAAGAAGUAAUUUAGUUUUUCACGUGGUUACACGGUCCUGUGAUCUACAAAUUAUGUCAAAUGGAAUGGAACUUCAGAAAACAGUUCUGUUGGUUGAUUGGCAUUUCAGAAAACAGUUCUGUUGGUUGAAUGGCACUUCAGAAAACAGUUCUGUUGGUUGAAUGGAACCUCAGAAACAGUUCUGUUGGUUGAAUGGCACUUCAGAAAACAGUUCUGUUGGUUGAAUGGCAUUUCAGAAAACAGUUCUGUUGGUUGAAUGGCACUUCAGAAAACAGUUCUGUUGGUUGAAUGGCACUUCAGAAAACAGUUCUGUUGGUUGAAUGGCACUUCAGAAAACAGUUCUGUUGGUUGAAUGGCAUUUCAGAAAACAGUUCUGUUGGUUGAAUGGCACUUCAGAAAACAGUUCUGUUGGUUGAAUGGCACUUCAGAAAACAGUUCUGUUGGUUGAAUGGCAUUUCAGAAAACAGUUCUGUUGGUUGAAUGGCACUUCAGAAAACAGUUCUGUUGGUUGAAUGGGACUUCAGAAAACAGUUCUGUUGGUUGAAUGGCAUUUCAGAAAACAGUUCUGUUGGUUGAAUGGCACUUCAGAAAACAGUUCUGUUGGUUAAAUGGCACUUCAGAAAACAGUUCUGUUGGUUGAAUGGAACUUCAGAAAACAGUUCUGUUGGUUGAAUGGAACUUCAGAAAACAGUUCUGUUGGUUGAAUGGAACCUCAGAAACAGUUCUGUUGGUUGAAUGGAACCUCAGAA